CGCCGGGCGGAGCCGCCCGCCCCGCCGCGCGCUCGGGGAUGCUGCUCUCGGUGCCGCCGCGCCCCGGCCUGGCCGCGUUCGCCUGCAGCAAGGGGGGCAAAAAGCAGCCCUAUGUGCCGCCGCCGCCAGCCAUGCCCCCCCCCAGCCCCAGCCCCUCCGGGGGGGCGGGCGAGCAGCUGAGCAAGACGAACCUGUACAUCCGCGGGCUGCACCCCGGCACCACCGACCAGGACCUGGUGAAGCUGUGCCAGCCUUACGGAAAGAUCGUCUCCACCAAAGCCAUCCUGGAUAAGACAACCAAUAAGUGCAAAGGCUAUGGCUUCGUCGACUUCGACAGCCCCACGGCGGCCCAGAAGGCAGUGACAGCGCUGAAGGCCAGCGGGGUGCAGGCGCAGAUGGCCAAGCAACAGGAGCAGGACCCCACCAACCUCUACAUCUCCAACUUGCCGCUGGGGGUGGACGAGCAGGAGCUGGAGGCGCUGCUGAAGCCCUUUGGGCAGGUGGUCUCGACCCGCAUCCUGCGGGACCCCCACGGGGCCAGCCGCGGCGUUGGCUUUGCACGGAUGGAGUCCACGGAGAAGUGCGAGGCUGUCAUCACCCACUUCAACGGGAAGUACAUCAAAACGCCCCCUGGGGUGCCGGCCCCCCCGGACCCGCUGCUCUGCAAGUUCGCGGACGGGGGGCAGAAGAAGCGGCAGAGCCAGGGCAAGUUUGUGCCCAACGGGAGAGCCUGGGCCCGGGAUGGCGAUGCGGGCACCGUGGCCUUGGCCUACGACCCCACGACGGCGCUGCAGAACGGCUUCUACCCUGCACCCUAUGGCCUGGCCCCCACCAGGAUGAUCGCGCCCACCGCCCUGGCCCCCUACCUGCCCUCGCCUGUCUCCUCCUACCAGGUGCACAGCCCCACCUGGAUGCCCCCGUCCUACCUCGUGCAGCCCACGGGCGCGGUGCUGGCCCCCGCCGUGGACCACGCCGUCCCCCUCCAGCCCUCCGUGGUGGCCCCCCUGGCCCAGCAGCUCGGCCACCUCUCGCUGGGCAGCACAGGCACGUACGUGCCUGCCACCGCCCUGCCUGGAGCCUUCCUCCCGCCGUACCCCCCGGUGCCGCCCGCCAUCCCGCUGGAGGACGGCAGCACUGCACCGAGCCACGGCCACGGCCCCGUCGAGUCGCCCUCCGAGCCCAGCGCCUUCCCCUACCCCUACCCCAAGUAGCAGUGGGACUGGGGGGGGGGGGGGAGGGGGGGCAGCAGCACUGAGGGACCCCCCCACACUGCUGCCCCCCCUCCCUCCCCCGGGGAUGGAGCCCACCCACCCUCUCCCAGCUGUGGGGGCCGCGGGCGCCCCCGCCGCAGCGCUGCCAACUGCGGGCGACGUCGCCCCUUCCUCUCCUCCUCUUCCUCUGCAAGGGGGGGGGCCUGAAACGAGGGGCCCUGGGCCGGGGGGGGGGUGGGGGCCCGUGGCUCGCCCCCCCUUGGAGGGCUUUUUUUCCUCCUGCAUUUUCU
Messenger RNA from Cygnus atratus (black swan), 1501 nucleotides. It is a transcript of the gene RBMS2, whose product is annotated as RNA binding motif single stranded interacting protein 2. Gene Ontology annotation, cellular component: ribonucleoprotein complex; nucleus; cytosol. The record is from RefSeq and is a predicted model, not a curated record. The coding region runs from base 39 to 1211 and encodes 390 amino acids. The transcript has 13 exons. NCBI's taxonomy places the organism in Eukaryota, Metazoa, Chordata, Aves, Anseriformes, Anatidae. Gene Ontology annotation, molecular function: poly(U) RNA binding; mRNA 3'-UTR binding; poly(A) binding.